CUAUCCUUUACCAACGACGUAUUUUCCCAUUUUGAUUUUUGUAGAUCAAACUCAAAAAUCCGAGCUCUAUCAAUGGCGGGGGACAAUCGCCAUAGAUAAACUCCUCCAGCUCAACCUCAAACUGCGUUAAUUCCUUCGCCCUACUUCCCUUUGCCGCUGGACAUGGCUGCCUCGCUUGUCCUUCCCUCCUGUCCUUCCUUCUCUUACUCCGCCGCAUCUUCCUCCUCCGCCUACCACGCCUCCUUUAUAACCCGCAGAAGCAGAGAUUUCUUCUCCCACGACUCUCUCUCUCCAACUUGUACUCGUUACACCUUCAAGUGUAGUCUGCCUGAAUCGAGCAGAUAUGGUACUGGGAAACCAAUUGUUCCUAUUCUUAAUGAGCGUAGUCUACCGGAGUUCUUGGAAUCAGCUAGAAUGGGGAGACCGGUUGACAGAAGCGUUAAUCGUUUAAAAUUGUUUUCUGGAACUGCAAAUCUUGCUCUGUCUCAAGAAGUUUCAAGGUAUAUGGGUUUGGAACUUUCAAAGGUUAACAUUAAGCGAUUUGCUGAUGGAGAAAUUUAUGUCCAGUUGAAAGAGAGUGUGAGAGGAUGUGAUGUUUACAUAAUACAGCCCACUUGCCCUCCUGCAAAUGAGAAUCUCAUGGAGCUUUUUGUUAUGAUAGAUGCAUGUCGGAGGGCGUCAGCCAAAAAUAUCACUGCAGUAAUCCCAUAUUUUGGAUAUGCCAGAGCUGACAGAAAGACUCAAGGUCGUGAAUCAAUUGCAGCCAAACUUGUUGCUAAUCUUAUAACAGAAGCAGGUGCCAACCGUGUUCUUGCUUGUGAUCUCCAUUCUGGACAGUCGAUGGGCUACUUCGAUAUACCUGUUGAUCAUGUGUACUGUGAGCCUGUGAUUCUAGAUUAUCUUGCCAGCAAGACAAUUUGUUACGAUGAUCUGGUUGUGGUCUCUCCCGAUGUUGGCGGUGUUGCAAGAGCUCGUGCUUUUGCCAAAAAGCUAUCUGAUGCUCCUUUAGCCAUUGUGGACAAAAGGCGUCAAGCACACAACGUUGCCGAGGUAAUGAACCUUAUCGGUGACGUUAAAGGAAAAGUUGCUGUCAUGGUGGAUGACAUGAUUGACACUGCUGGGACUAUUUCAAAAGGUGCUGCUCUUUUACAUCAAGAGGGUGCUAGGGAAGUUUAUGCUUGCUGCACUCAUGCUGUAUUUAGCCCUCCAGCGAUCGAGAGGUUAUCGAGCGGGUUGUUUCAAGAGGUGAUAGUUACAAACACAAUCCCAGCAAUCACAGAGAACUACUUCCCUCAGUUGACUGUUCUUUCAGUAGCAAAUCUGUUGGGUGAAACCAUUUGGCGAGUUCAUGACGAUUGCUCUGUGAGUAGCAUUUUUAAAUAAUCCCAAAUUGAAGUGUGUCCAAAUAAUUCACCCCUUUGAAACAAUGCUUACAGAUUUCCCCACCUUCUUUCUAGAGCUUUUAUCUUGUGAAUUUGCUUUUCAAAUUACCCAUUCUUAAUUAUUCCUUCUACUUCUCUGUUAGAAUAAUUUCUUGUACAAAUUCCUAUUGGGAGUUCUGUAGUUUUUGGCUUCUUUCCUAAUUCUCAUCUUGCUAUUGUUUAUUAACAGGUUAUUACACCAUAGUAUUACUAA
This is a messenger RNA of Cucurbita moschata (crookneck pumpkin), 1635 nucleotides long. Its product is annotated as ribose-phosphate pyrophosphokinase 1-like. The transcript has 8 exons. Gene Ontology annotation, cellular component: cytoplasm; ribose phosphate diphosphokinase complex. Gene Ontology annotation, biological process: 5-phosphoribose 1-diphosphate biosynthetic process; purine nucleotide biosynthetic process; ribonucleoside monophosphate biosynthetic process. Gene Ontology annotation, molecular function: magnesium ion binding; ribose phosphate diphosphokinase activity. NCBI's taxonomy places the organism in Eukaryota, Viridiplantae, Streptophyta, Magnoliopsida, Cucurbitales, Cucurbitaceae. The record is from RefSeq and is a predicted model, not a curated record. Bases 163 to 1383 code for a protein of 406 amino acids.